Molecule: messenger RNA, 1198 nt
Organism: Anneissia japonica
Lineage: Eukaryota; Metazoa; Echinodermata; Crinoidea; Comatulida; Comatulidae
Exons: 1
Biological process (GO): DNA integration
Molecular function (GO): nucleic acid binding
Source: RefSeq, a predicted model, not a curated record
AUGAAUGCACCAACUAUUGUGAUUACAGAUGCAUCUCCAGUUGGUUUAGGAGCCAUUUUGCUACAGGAACAGACGGAAGGUGAACUCAGACCAGUCGCUUAUGCUAGCCACUCACUAACCGAAACUGAACGCCGUUAUUCACAAGUUGAAAGAGAGGCAUUAGGUUGUGUAUGGGGAAUUGAACAUUUUCAUGUUUACUUAUGGGGACAGAAAUUCAAGGUUAAAGUGGACCAUAAACCAUUAAUAUACAUGUUUGGUCCAAAAGCUAAUUCCCAACUACCAGCUAGAAUACAACGAUUGUCAUGGAGAUUGCUAGGAUAUGACUUUGACAUUGAGCACAUACCAGGAAAACAAAACAUUGCAGACUCAUUGUCACGCCUUCCAUUGACAUGCUCAGACUCGAACACUAUUGCAGAGGACUAUAUUAGACAGGUUGUGCAUAUGUAUACUUCAGAACCUGAUGCAUUGACUAUUGAUGAUUUUAAAAUUGAAACUAAUAAAGACCAUAUUCUAUCAAAUGUAAAUAAUAUUAUGGAGACAGGAAAGUGGCCUAGAUUGGUAACACAUGAACUGAAACCAUAUUAUGUUAACCAAUGUGAAUUAUUUGUUUAUGAUUCUUUGUUAAUAAGGGGAAAUCGUAUAGUAGUACCUUUAAAGUUAAGACAAAGUGUUUUGAGCUUAGCACAUGAAACACAUCAAGGAAUGGUUAGAACCAAACAAGUUCUGCGCGAUAAAUACUAUUGGCCGAAAGUGGAUGCUAAUGUUGAAAGCAAUAUUCGUAACUGUUCUGCUUGCGAAAUUAAUCAAGCGCUGCCUAAAGAUCAACCAUUACAGACCUCAGAAUUACCGUGUAGACCUUGGAGUAAGUUAGGGAUGGAUUUGGUCGGGCCAAUUCAAGGAGAGUAUAUUUUAACAAUUACUGAUUACUACUCUUCCUACCCUGAGGCAAUUAUUGUAAAAGAGAUAACUUCCAAUGUUAUUAUUGAAUGUUUACAAUUGGUAUUCGCAAGAUUUGGAUACCCUGAUGAGGUCUUAACCGAUAAUGGAAAACAGUUUAUAAGUGCCAAAAUUGAGAAAUACUUUAACGCAUGUGGUAUUAAACAUCUACUUGCUUCACCUUAUUACCCUAAAACAAAUGGGGAAAUUGAACGGUUUCAUCGCUACCUUAAGAAAUGUAUCAAAAAUGCCAAAACUAAAG